Messenger RNA from Rhopalosiphum padi (bird cherry-oat aphid), 2172 nucleotides. Its product is annotated as sphingosine-1-phosphate phosphatase 2-like. Bases 522 to 1703 code for a protein of 393 amino acids. Gene Ontology annotation, biological process: sphingosine metabolic process; phospholipid dephosphorylation. Gene Ontology annotation, molecular function: sphingosine-1-phosphate phosphatase activity. The record is from RefSeq and is a predicted model, not a curated record. Gene Ontology annotation, cellular component: endoplasmic reticulum membrane. Lineage: Eukaryota; Metazoa; Arthropoda; Insecta; Hemiptera; Aphididae. The transcript is spliced from 6 exons.
ACACCGUGUGAAUUAUCAACGUCGAGCGGUUUGAAAAAAAAAAAACGAAUAGGUAGGUAGGUCGAGUUUUUAUUUAUUUAUUACUUCAUAGUUUCGGUGUGACACUCGUCCGUGUUUACUGUUCGGUAUGCCGUUCGUGGACGUCGAAGACCGUCGUGCCCGAUGAAUAUAAUAUUUGAUUUGUCAAAUCGAAGAAUGUGAUUUACAUAAAUUAUUCGAAUGGCUGUUGCUAGUGCAUGCAUUACAACGUUCAGUUUGCGUCCGGCCGCUGUCGCGCGUGCGAUGUCGGAACUGUCUUAGAGUCUGUUGCUUGUGUUUAUUGUUUAUUCUAUUUUCUAUUCUUAUAGUCCAAACCCGCGCAAAUUCGUCCGUUAUCGUCGUCCGACUGCUUUGCUCGGAUUUAUUUAUUUGUUUUUUUUUCCGUUAACGUUUUACCUACCUACCUAUCUGUAUCGUAGUAUAUUCGCGCAGAGCUCGAAGAACAUUUUCUACGACCGCGUGUGCAAACUGGUGGUUCAGACAUGGACACCGUUAAGGAUUGCGUCGAUUACCUAAAAGACCCGGAGCUGGUCGCUCGUUUUCAAAGGUCUUUCGGAGUGAUGCGGUAUGACCCGUCGGAAAACGGUGCUGCCAUUCCGUCUCUGGACAAUGGCGAGUCCAAGACCAGCAACGGUAAUACGGUGCGCAAGAUAAACGAAAUCGAUCAUGUCACCAACAAGUUUUGGUAUUACUUGUUUUUAUUUGGCACGUACCUCGGCGAUGAAAUUGGAUACGCUAUCGUCAUACCAUUCUUGAUAUGGAACAUAGAUUCGGCGGUUGCUAGGAAAAUGGUGCUCGUCUGGGCGGUCGUUAUGUACAUUGGCCAGUCCAUUAAAGACAUAGUACAGUGGCCAAGACCGCAAUGUCCCCCAGUCAUUAGAUUGCAAACAAAAUGGUCUAUUGAAUAUGGAAUGCCAUCAACUCAUGCUAUGAUUAGUAUUGCGUUGCCAUUUUCUGUUUUCUAUUACAUUUCAAAUCGAUAUCAAAUCGACUGCAACAUUGGUAUCCUAAUAGUAUUGCUAUGGUGCAUGUUAAUUUCGCUUAGUCGUUUAUAUUUGGGUAUGCACACAGUUUUGGAUGUGAUUGCUGGCCUGUUAUUAGCUACUGUUUUGUUGAUUCCAUUUGUACCAUUGGCUGAUGUAUUAGACCGUUAUCUUAUGUAUAGUAAUUGGACACCAUUGAUAUUUAUUGUUGUUACUGUGAGCUUAAUACUCAUUUACCCAACUAGUGAUCAGUGGACACCUACCAAGGGCGAUACAACUUUAAUUUUAGGAACUUGUGCGGGUAUAUUGACUGGAGGUUGGUUGCUUGUCAAAUUAGGUAUACAGGAUGAUAUUCGUGUUAUGAACCCUAUAAAUAAUUCUAUAAGUUGGCCUUCAAUUAAUGAUUUAGGUGUGAUUGUGAUCAGAAGUGGUUUGGGAUAUAGUUGCAUAGUCAUGUUUUUCUUAAUUAUUAAGUACUUUCUGUGUAUUAUUGAUAAAAUUUUAAUAAAAAGUGGUAUGAAAAUAAUUGACGAUGUACUGAAGAGGCAUAUUCCUUUGUUAGAUAUUACAUACAAAUAUUUGACAUUUUACUUGGUAUCUUUCAAUAUUAUAGUUUUGAUACCAUUCUUGCAAAACUUGCUAUUUGUAUCAAGAGAGUCAUUUUACCAUGAAGCUAAGUAGUUAAUUUAACUUAAUAUUAUGGCCCGUUACCACCUUAUUUAUGUAAAUUACAUACAUGUACGCUUUAAUAUAUGUCCUUUAAUGAUACUUAUUCCUUAAGUUCUUAAGUUCAAUAAUUGUGUUUUAUAUUUUAUUUAACUGUAUCUCAUUUUGAACAAAAUAUUUGUCAACAGUCAAUUUAAGAAUAUUAUGAGUUCAUUAUUAUAUAAAAUUUCCAACUUUAAUUUAAUUGUUAUUAUUGUAAAAUUAAUACUAAAAUUGUUUAUAUUUGAGUAAUAUAAUUUUAUAUCAAUUUUUUUUUUGUGUAUAUAUCUUAGUAAUACUAAUAAUUAAGAAGACCAUGCACCAAAAAGUAAAAAUUACAAUACACUGUUUGAAACAUAUACAUAUUCUACUAAGACAGUGCACAAAUUAAUUAAAACAUAAUGUUACAAAAUUAUGCUGUAUAAUAUAUUAUUAUUAUUUAUGA